CGGGUGGGAGGGACCGUGAGGUCGAGUCGUCAGGAGCUUUAAUUGUUUACUUCGGGGAGUAUUAGAUGUCAGGGAGGACCUCACCUGUGAGGUGUGGCCACUUCCUGAACUGAGAGUGUGACAGUUCAUGGACUUAAAAAAGUAUUUUAGAAAUAUAUAGACAUCGGCUUGGAGUAGAAGUAUUUAAUCAAGGCUUUGAUUGAAAAAACGAGUCAUUUUAAAACACGGAUGUGUCUGCCAACUCUGAAGGAACGGAUGUUGAUGUACUAGAGAAGCUUUAACGUCUCAAGUGGCUCUUCAGGACAGAGAGAAAUCCUGAAUUCUUAAGCCAGCUUGGAAUCGAAAAAAAAAAAUCAUGAGCACAGAGGUAGACUUCCGGGAUCCUGAAAAUGUAGAAGAGGAGGAAGAAGAAGAGGAGGAGGAGGAAGGAGGAGAUGGAACAGGAGAUGAGGAGGGGGGUUCUAAAGCUUGCUCUUGGUGUCACCGGCUGCAUUUGUCUGUGUCUAAAUGGAUGCUUCCACCACAUGCAAGAGACAGAUAUUUAGAGAGAGCCAACUGCCUGCCACCGCCUAUAUUCAUUAUCCUGGUUAGCAUUGCAGAGAUCUCUGUUUUUAUAUACUAUGCUGUUUGGAAGCCUCAGAAACAAUGGAUUACCCUGGGUGAUGGGGUGUGGAAUAGUCCUUUCAUCUAUCGUCCUGACAAAAGGGAGGAGGCCUGGAGGUUUAUAUCAUACAUGCUGGUUCAUGCUGGCAUACAGCACAUUGUGGGUAACAUGUUUAUGCAGCUCCUGCUUGGCAUUCCUCUAGAACUGGUGCACAAAGGUCUUCGUGUUGGACUGGUCUAUCUUUCAGGAGUCAUUGCAGGUUCAUUGGCCAGCUCCAUUUUUGACCCAACGUUGGGUCUUGUAGGUGCUUCUGGAGGAGUCUAUGCUCUGAUGGGUGGCUACUUCAUGAAUGCUGUUGUGAACUUUAAAGAGAUGAUUCCAUUGUUUGGGAUAUUCCGAAUAAUAUUUAUUGUCCUUGUAGUUUCAAUUGACGUGGGGUUUGCUUUAUGGAGAAGAUUUUGGGCACCAACAUCAGGGCAUUCAGUCUCCUUUGUGGCACAUAUUGGAGGAGGCCUGGCAGGGAUCACCAUUGGAUACACGGUUUUCAGCAGCUAUAGUGCCAGCCUCAUUAAGGACCCCCGAUUCUGGGUUUGCAUUCUAGCCUAUUUGGCUUGUGUCGUGUUUGCUGUACUCUUUAAUAUCUUCCUAUCACCAGCUCAAUAAAUGGAUUCAAAUGAGAAUAAUUUAGUAGUUGUGCCAAACUGAAAAUCAGACAUUUUCUUCUGUCUCUGAUGUCAGGAGCCACAAGGACCAGAAGGAUUGUUUACACUUAAAUAUGCUGCAUAGGACAUACGGUGAAGACCAUGGGGUGCUCAGGGUCAAGCAUCCAUUGGCUAUUUCCUAAAGAAUACAUCAAAAAAUUAAAUAUACCAAAAAAUUAUAAUUGUUGUACAACUGCCUUCUUUUAAUGACAUGUUUUGGUUUGCACAAUGUGUCUUAACUGACUUGAACAUUGUUACUGUACUGUAUUUUUUUGCUGAAUAUCAUUAUUGUUCAGUCUCUUAUUAACACAAUUAAAAACAUUAAAAGCUACAUCUGAACAGGGCUCGACUUGGCAGCUCCAGUAGUUCCAAUGAUAUGCCAAAUUGGGGACUGGAAGAGAGAGCCCACAAACUGGUAAUCUUGAUAUGUACUCUCAAUUUAUUGAUAAGGAUUUGUUGUUGUUAUUCCACUUGAAUAGACUUUUUAUUUGUUUUAAAUGGUUACAGCUUAUUUGUUAUACCAGCGUGAACCAUGAGGUACUACAUUUUCUCUUCUGGUAUUCAGUAUUUGAUAUUAUUUAAUAUUCUGAGUGUUCUAUGGUAAUACAUGGCUUAUAUAAGUCAGUAGAACAUAAAAGUAAAGCGACAAUCAUAAAUUGCAGCCACGCAUGUAGCUGAAGCUAUACACAUAAGUGAGUGGCUGUCUUUUAUCUGUUCUAUUGUUUUCCUACAAAAUAUUAAUACUGUUUAAUAAUUGGACAUUAAAUGUGUUUUACCCUGUUACAGCGGUUUCUUCAUAUAUAUAUAUAUAUUUUUUUUUUUUGGACAUUAAAUCCUAAAACAUUGUUGGCAUUAUAUAGGUGACGUUAUAUGUUUAAAUAAUACAAAUAAGUACCUGACCCAUUCAUCCUAUCUGUAAUGGUAGGUCACUAAAGCAGGCUAUCUUCAAUUUCAUGUCGAGACUUUGUUGUUUUACUGAACAGCUCUUGUGUGUCUCUUGCUGUUUUUCAGUAUGUGUAUUUAUACAAGUUGUAUUGCCAUUUAUGUUGAGUCAUGUUGCCCAGCAUCCAAUAUUAAACACCCUUAAACACUCUUCAGUACCCCCACAUUACAUAUUGUGUAGUCCUGUAUGGACAUCCAGGCCCAGCAUUUCGAUUUCAGACACUUAAAUACACAAUAAAUGUGUUUGGUUUAAUUAAUGUUUUGUCAGUGUACUGUUUUAGUUUUCUUUAACUUGAAAAAAUGAUUUAAUGGAGGAAUUAUCUGUAAAAUGUCCACGUAAGUGUAUCAGGUAGUUCAAUGAUAUUUCAAAUGAAUUACUCUAACCAGAGUGUAAGUUAUUUCAUGAAUGGAACUUAUUUGCGUAACUCUGACUUAAUUUAACCAAGAGAUUUGAACAUAGGGCGGCACGGUG
This is a messenger RNA of Erpetoichthys calabaricus (reedfish), 2719 nucleotides long. RefSeq names its product rhomboid, veinlet-like 2 (Drosophila) (gene rhbdl2). NCBI's taxonomy places the organism in Eukaryota, Metazoa, Chordata, Cladistia, Polypteriformes, Polypteridae. Gene Ontology annotation, molecular function: serine-type endopeptidase activity. The record is from RefSeq and is a predicted model, not a curated record. The transcript has 9 exons. Gene Ontology annotation, cellular component: membrane. Bases 356 to 1267 code for a protein of 303 amino acids.